Molecule: messenger RNA, 683 nt
Organism: Neolamprologus brichardi
Lineage: Eukaryota; Metazoa; Chordata; Actinopteri; Cichliformes; Cichlidae
Source: the annotation of a RefSeq genome assembly
AUGACAUUAAGCUUUUUUGACCAAUUUAUGAGCCCCACAUACCUGGGAAUCCCCCUAAUUGCUAUCGCGCUCAGCUUGCCCUGAAUUCUCUACCCUAAGCCCACCCCCCGUUGACUAAACAAUCGCCUCAUUACACUCCAGGGAUGAUUUAUUAACCGUUUUACCCAACAAAUCUUUCAACCCCUAAGCUUAGGGGGCCAUAAAUGAGCCGCCCUUCUCGCCUCCCUCAUACUCUUUCUCAUUACCUUAAACAUACUUGGACUUCUCCCCUACACCUUUACCCCUACAACACAACUCUCCCUUAACAUAGCCUUUGCCGUCCCCCUCUGACUUGCAACAGUUAUUAUUGGCAUGCGAAACCAACCCACCCAUGCCCUAGGACACUUAUUACCAGAAGGUACCCCCACCCUCCUAAUUCCUGUCCUAAUUAUUAUCGAGACAAUUAGCCUGUUUAUCCGCCCCCUUGCACUUGGGGUUCGGUUGACCGCAAACCUCACGGCUGGCCACCUUUUAAUUCAACUCAUUGCCACCGCUGCUUUCGUCCUACUUCCCCUUAUACCUACAGUAGCAAUUCUUACCGCAGUAUUGCUAUUUCUCCUAACCCUUCUAGAAGUGGCAGUAGCCAUGAUUCAAGCCUAUGUCUUUGUUCUUCUCUUAAGCCUUUAUCUACAAGAAAACGUUUA